CUUGUUGAACUCGGAUCAGUCUGCUUUAGGCGGCCGGCUCUUGUAGCCGCGUGGUAAUACUGUGAUACGGAUGGUCGGUACUAAGUAGUCAUGGAUCUAUCCAUAAAGUUGUACCGACUCAUUGUGGUCAAUUUGUUAACCGUAUACUACUGUAUGGUAGUGCUAAUUAUUAUUGCGCUGAAUUAUGUAAAGGGCUUGUUCGUGAAUUCGUUAACCCCGAAGAGGAAACUCGAACCUCCGGCCUGCCUCUCUGACCCGAAGUAUGGAGUGCACAAAUAUAUUAAAGUUAAUAAAAUAAAGCUACACUAUGUGGAAAGUGGAGAUCCGUCGAAGCCCCUUAUGUUGUUCCUCCACGGGUUCCCAGAAUUUUGGUACUCUUGGCGACAUCAGAUUCUUGAUUUCCAGAAAGACUAUUGGUGUAUUGCUGUAGAUAUGAGGGGCUACGGGGACUCGGAGAGACCAGAAGGCCUUGAAGCUUAUCAUUAUGAGGAAUUAAUAGAAGAUGUUAGAGAUCUCAUUCGUCAGCUAGGUCGCGAAAAGUGCAUAUUGGUCGCCCAUGAUUGGGGUGGUCUGAUCGCUUGCAAGUUCCGCGACCUCUAUCCAGAUGUAUUGAGUGGCGUCGUUUUGUUGGCGAGCCUGUCUAGAGAAGCCUGGAUGCAAUCGAUUUGGUCUAAUCCUGCACAAAGGAAGAAAUCAUGGUACGUGUUCAUGUACCGAAUGCCUGGGCUAGCAGAACAUGUUUUGCAACUGGACAACCUGGUGAUCUUCGACAAAGCGAUGCUGGUACCGGGAAAAGACACUAUUACUCAACAGGACAUGGAGUGUUACAAAUACUGGUUUGGAAAACAAUUUGCCUUUACUCCUCCGGUGAACUACUACAGAGCGAACUUCGCUUACUGCUUGCCAGAGAAGCACGUCACCGAUAAGGUGCCGAUGCUCGUGAUCCACGCUGCCAAAGACCCUUACAUAGACCUAUCAGUCCUGGACAUCAUGAAGCAAGAGUACUCAGACAUUGAGACAACUGUCAUCGAGGACUGCGGACAUUUCCUCCAGCAAGAAGAACCAGCAAAAGUUAAUAAGGUCAUUAGGGAGUUUUUGGCUAAACGUCUUUGAAUUUAACCUUUUAAUAAAUCAUAAGUUACGCAUUUUGUUUGUAAAGUCGCUUUUUAUUAGGAACUUGUCAGUUAAUAAAGUAGGUAGUUAAAAAUAGUUUCUUUUGUUUGUCGCUUGACCUUGCGAAAGAGGGGUUAAUCCGUUUACUUAAACAUCAUCGGCGUGAUUUAAUUAUCUGUUAGUGUCUAAGCAGCCUAAAAAAAAAUAUGCCGUCGCCGCAGAUACAAAUUCACACAAUUUGUAUCUAAUUACCUACGAUAACACUGAAUCUUACGUAAAAUACCGUCUGUAAGCUCUAAGUAUACAAUAAUUAACUAACUCACAACACUUCAGCGCUUUUCACUCAUGUACGUGUUUAACCACUAGCUAUAAGUACAUAUUUAUUGAAUGAAUAUAAUUACAUUACAUUGGGUGUCAAUUAGUAGUCCACUUGAAUAGCAAUAGACUGCAUNUACUGCAUAAAAACUGAUUAUUUUUUAAUAAAAUAAAUGAAGAAACGAACUGAGACAGUUGAAACUGUUUGAAUCUAUUAAUCUAUUUUUAUCAGACAAUAAUUUACAAAAUUGACAGUUUCUAUUUGUGCGGGCG
This is a messenger RNA of Ostrinia furnacalis (Asian corn borer), 1701 nucleotides long. Its product is annotated as epoxide hydrolase 1. Gene Ontology annotation, molecular function: catalytic activity. NCBI's taxonomy places the organism in Eukaryota, Metazoa, Arthropoda, Insecta, Lepidoptera, Crambidae. The transcript is spliced from 6 exons. The coding region runs from base 91 to 1113 and encodes 340 amino acids. The record is from RefSeq and is a predicted model, not a curated record.